AUGGCCGACAAAACCCCUACCAAGCGCCCAGAGCCUACCGCCUCUGAGGCCAUGUUCUUCUUCGCCAUUGUCAAGCACACCCGCAACAGGGCGGACAUUGACUGGGAAGCCGUUGCUCAAGAGCAAGGCUUCAAGAACGCCGAAGUCGCCAAGGUUCGCUUUGGUCAAGUCAAGCGCAAGCUCGGCAUCGACUCCAACGUCACCCCGAAGAAGGGCAGCAACGCCUCUCCCAGCGGCGCCUCGACUCCCAGCAAGGUCCGCAAGACGCCC
Molecule: messenger RNA, 270 nt
Organism: Trichoderma atroviride IMI 206040
Lineage: Eukaryota; Fungi; Ascomycota; Sordariomycetes; Hypocreales; Hypocreaceae
Source: RefSeq, a predicted model, not a curated record